AUGCGGUGUUUGAAUACCAGUAUCCCAAUAUAUAUACUUGUGUUGAAGCAGAUGGAGAAGAAGACCGGGAUGGCCAAGCUUUGGGCGCUUUUUCUUGUGGUUUUGGUCCUCGCGGGGAGCGCGCAGGCGGCGGCCGACCGGAACGUGAGCCGUGGUGGUAUGAGGCGGCUUGCCGGGGCGCCGGGCGUACCAGUGCCUAUCACCGUCCUCACGUCCGCCGUCGCCAUCGGAGCAGUGUGCAUGGAUGGGACGCCGCCGGCUUACCACAUGGAUUGGGGCUUCGGUGCAGGGAGGAACCGUUGGAUCGUCCACCUAGAGGGAGGCUCAUGGUGCGAGAGCGUGGGGUCGUGCCUGUACCGCAAGGCGAGCCGCCUCGGCUCGUCGAAUCUCAUGAACAGGCAGAUGUACUUCGGCGGCAUCUUGAGCUCCAGCCCCGCCGAGAAUCCUGAUUUCUUCAGCUGGAACCGGGUGAUGAUCCGCUACUGCGACGGCGCGUCUUUCGCCGGCGAAGGCUACGACGCGCGCUCGGGGCUCUUUUUCCGGGGCCAGCGCAUAUGGAACGCCGUCAUCCAGCACCUCCUCUCCAUGGGGAUGUCCUCCGCGGAUCACGUGCUGCUGACGGGGAGCUCCGCCGGGGCCCUGGCGGUGGUGCUGCACUGCGACCAGUUCGGCGGCUUCUUCGCCGGCCGGGGCACCACCGUCAAGUGCCUCGCCGACGCAGGAUUCUUCCUCGACGCCGUCAACGUCGCCGGGUGGCGUACCUUGAGAUCCUACUUCGGAGGCGUCGUGGCCACGCAUGGGGUGGCUCAGAACCUGCCCAGGAGUUGCACCAGUCAUCUCGACGCCACCUCGUGCUUCUUCCCGCAGAAUGUAAUCGGCGGCAUAAAUACCCCGAUCUUCCUGCUGAAUGCAGCCUACGAUACCUGGCAGAUCCGGGAGAGCCUGGCCCCGGACGUAGCCGACCCCGGCGGCGCCUGGCGAGCCUGCAAGUCCAGUCGUUUUGCCUGCAACGCAUUCCAGAUGAACAUCUUGCAAGCUUUCAGGAACCAAAUGGUGGGCACCGUGCUAAGCGUCUCCCGUUCCAGGAGCAACGGGUUCUUCAUAAACUCGUGCUUCACUCACGGCCAGUCAGAGUAUGCAACUUGGAAUGCGUAUGGCUCUCCUAAACUUCUGAACAAGGCGAUCUGGAAAUCGGUGGGUGACUGGUACUUCGGCCGGGCUGAAGUGAGGGCCAUCGACUGCGCCUACCCCUGCGACUACUCAUGCCAUCACGACAUGUGA
Triticum turgidum subsp. durum (durum wheat) is the source of this 1281-nucleotide messenger RNA. The record is from the annotation of a GenBank genome assembly. NCBI's taxonomy places the organism in Eukaryota, Viridiplantae, Streptophyta, Magnoliopsida, Poales, Poaceae.